Messenger RNA from Acanthaster planci (crown-of-thorns starfish), 1344 nucleotides. Its product is annotated as muscarinic acetylcholine receptor M2-like. Lineage: Eukaryota; Metazoa; Echinodermata; Asteroidea; Valvatida; Acanthasteridae. Gene Ontology annotation, biological process: G protein-coupled receptor signaling pathway. Gene Ontology annotation, cellular component: plasma membrane. Gene Ontology annotation, molecular function: dopamine neurotransmitter receptor activity, coupled via Gi/Go; G protein-coupled acetylcholine receptor activity. The record is from RefSeq and is a predicted model, not a curated record.
AUGGGGUUUUCCACUUUCCAAGGCACGGAGUACAGCAUCAUGGAUGUCACUGAGGCUAUCGAGACGGACAGCGGGGGACAAACCGUGCUGACCACUUUCCAGGUCACCAUUGCUGUUCUCAGUGGUAUCUUCUCAUUCAUUACCGUCUUGGGAAACCUUCUCGUGCUCUUUGCGUUCUGCGUCGAGCGUCGCCUCCGCACCUAUAUCAACUAUUUCAUCGUGGCACUCUCGUUUGCCGACCUAGUAGCCGGUGCGUUCACCAUGCCUCUAUACACCGUUUAUUGGGUAUUGGGUUUCUGGCCGUUCGGCACUGCUCUCUGCGACAUCUAUAUGUACAUUAACCAUGUUUUCAUCCACAUCUCUUUACUGGGCAUCCUAGUGCUUGCUGUCGACCGAUACCAAGCCGUCUACCAACCCUUAAAGCACCUCCAGAAGCGCACGCUACGCCACGCUAGUUUCAUGAUCUCUAUUUUUUACAUCAUCCCCUUCACGCUCUGGCUGCCGUGGUGUUUGCUCUGGCCGUAUUUCGCAGGUGCCCGUCGCAUCAGGGACGGUUUCUGCUACCCCCAGUACGUGGUGGACAGUCUGGCCUUCUCCAUCCUUGCACCGAUCUGUUUCUUCUGGAUACCGGCGCCAAUUAUCUCCGUGCUGUACUGGCGCAUCUAUGUUGUCAUCCGCAGGAGAUCGUCCCAGAAGAGAGGCCCCGUCAUGAUGCAGGAACUGGAAACUAGCAGCAACUCAUGCAAAACUAAGCAGCAGGCAAAUACAGUCCCGCCCUCUACCAACCAAGACAUCGCAGAUCCCGAGCUUGGCCACGAUAACCCUGGGUUCGAACCCAACUUCCAGGGAGAAAGCGGCGAUACCUCAGGGAACGCACCACAGAUAGACUCUACGGGACAAAAUCGGGCCAGCCUGGCCCCUGACACCCCGAAGCUGCACACCCGGAAAAGCCAGCUGCCGAUUCUCGACUCCAUUGACCAGCAGGUGACCCAUCAGAGCAGCAAAAGACAAGCAGAGGGUAAAAUACCGCGGGCAGCAUCGUCGAGCAUCAGGCGCACGGGUCGUGAGAGUCGCAAUGAAAGCAACCGGGCAACUCGCACAUUGACUCUGAUCUUUGUCGUACUCAUCGUAUCUUCUCUGCCGUGGUCAAUUCUCGUCAUCGUCUAUGCACUUUGCCCCAAAUGCAUCCCUCUCGUCCUCUAUCAGUCCAGUGUGUACAUCGCUCACAUGAACAGUACCGUGAAUCCUUUCUGCUACGCCAUAGCCAACCCGCUCUACCUGCAGGCUAUCAGCAAGUUGGUCUGUUGCGGACGGCGGACAACGGGAAGGGGCAGUCGGCGAUGA